AUGUCCUGCUGCAGCCCAUGCCAGCCCUGCGGCCCAACCCCGCUGGCCAACAGCUGCACUGAGCCCUGUUGUGUGAGAUGCCAGAGCUCCACCGUUGUCAUCCAGCCCUCCGCCGUGGUGGUGACCCUGCCCGGACCCAUCCUCAGCUCCUUCCCACAGAACACCGCCGUGGGCUCCUCCACCUCCGCUGCCGUUGGCAGCAUCCUCAGCUCUCAGGGGGUGCCCAUCAGCUCCGGGGGCUUUGACCUCUCCUGCCUGGGCAGUGGCUACUGCGGCAGGAGCUGCCCCCCCUGCUAG
This is a messenger RNA of Pogoniulus pusillus (Red-fronted tinkerbird), 297 nucleotides long. Its product is annotated as feather keratin Cos1-2-like. The record is from RefSeq and is a predicted model, not a curated record. Gene Ontology annotation, molecular function: structural constituent of cytoskeleton. The coding region runs from base 1 to 297 and encodes 98 amino acids. The transcript has a single exon. NCBI's taxonomy places the organism in Eukaryota, Metazoa, Chordata, Aves, Piciformes, Lybiidae. Gene Ontology annotation, cellular component: intermediate filament.